Molecule: messenger RNA, 1596 nt
Organism: Aspergillus luchuensis
Lineage: Eukaryota; Fungi; Ascomycota; Eurotiomycetes; Eurotiales; Aspergillaceae
Exons: 3
Coding region: 1-1596 (531 amino acids)
Biological process (GO): positive regulation of transcription by RNA polymerase II; intracellular copper ion homeostasis; intracellular iron ion homeostasis
Cellular component (GO): nucleus
Molecular function (GO): DNA-binding transcription factor activity, RNA polymerase II-specific; copper ion binding; RNA polymerase II cis-regulatory region sequence-specific DNA binding
Source: RefSeq, a predicted model, not a curated record
AUGCUUAUCGAUGGCGAGAAGUGGGCUUGUGAAGCUUGCGUCCGGGGUCACCGUGUCAGCAGCUGUCACCACAGUGACCGCCCCUUGACCCACAUUAACAAAAAAGGCCGUCCUGUCUCUCAAUGCGCUCACUGUCGCGGCCUACGCAAGUCACGGACAACCCACACUAAGUGCGAGUGUGGUGACAAGAAAAAGAAUUGCCACAAGAAUGACUCAGAUCCCCAUGUUACUGAUAAGCGGGAUCACAAGCAGGACUCCCGUCCAAAAUGUGGCUGCACUCAUGGUCAGCGCUGCACCUGUGCGCUGAAGAAGGAACCCCACCUGGAUACCGUUCCGGAGACCGGCCUCCCUCCACCCCCAGCUGCGGCGCUGUUGGAUCAACCCAAGAAGCCGCAGCUGACAUCGACCAAAUCGGAGAGUACCUUGACUAUUUUCCGCGAUGGCCACCACAAGCCGGCUCAUAAGCACAACGACAUGGCUCACAAAUGCGGUCUGCCCUACACGAUACCUCGUUCUCAUACCAUCCACGCUGGCGAUGUGGCCCGCCGCUCGGUCGACCACCUGCCUCUGGUCCAGCCCACGAUGCUCAACGAGGGUUUCGCAAACCAACAACAGCCUGCAGAACAGUCACCCGCGCGCGGACAACAUCGCCGUGUCAAGUCUGAACAUGGUUCUCCUGAAAGUGCCCCCGUCGUCUCGCCGGACAACGUCCCGACAACCGUUCCCCCACUCGACAUCUCGUCCUUUUUCCCUCAAGUUCAGACAGCGGAGAACGCUGGUGACGUUGGCGUUCCCGAGCCGGUCUCGAUGCCUAUGAAGACCCCUCUGGACCCACUGGUCACGUCGGGGUUACCCUUCGACAUGUCAUCAUUCUCAUCCUUCCCAACAACAGCGACAUCACCUGUCAAUUGUGUCGCAUUCCAGGACCCCUACAAGGAGCCCUUCUUCACGUCACCUGAGGGCGACGUGUCUCUUCAGUCGACCGCUUUCAGCGCCCCUCCAGUCGAUUGGUCAAGCUUCCCUCUGUACUCCUCGGAAGUACCAGCCGCGACAAGCACUCAAGCACCCUCCUACGCAAGCUUCGAUUACAACUCUAUGGCUCCCGGAUUCCCAGCCCCGUCAUCAUCCGGUGACAUCUCUGAAGCGGAUGAGUUCGCGCCGAUCCCUGGCUUGGGACGUACGGGCAGCGAUCUGCAUGAUCUCAACAGCGUCAGCGAGGGCUCCGAUAUCGACCAUUUCCGCAUUAGCUCGGCCUCGUCAUUCAUCGGUCUUCCUCAGGCACAGCUCUUGGCAUCGAAUAACCUUGAGUCGAUUGACAUUGACGACUUCCUCAAGUCGGCCAACGAAUCCACCGCGGCGUUGGAGCAUCAGCUUCAGGCCACGAUGGGCAUGGAAGCCAAGCAACUUCCGACCGAGGAUGCCUUCGCCAUGUCGAAUGCUGAGACCUUCAAGCCGGUGACUACGCCAACUGCCAGCAUGUCGAUGACCACGCCCCCAACCGAGGCCGCUUGGAACGUGGGGCUCUUCGACCCCAAUACUGCCCCCAUGAGCGAAAACAGCAAUGGCAAUUUCUACGUGCCGCCAUGGGUGCAGUAG